Messenger RNA from Nipponia nippon (crested ibis), 972 nucleotides. The record is from RefSeq and is a predicted model, not a curated record. Lineage: Eukaryota; Metazoa; Chordata; Aves; Pelecaniformes; Threskiornithidae.
AUGGAUGGGAACGCCAGCGCCGGGGGCACGGAGGGCCAGCACAGGAGCCCCCACCAGAAGGCGGAAAAUAAGCAUGAGGAGAAGGUCCAGGAUCCUGACAGAAGGGAGGACGAGACCAAGAGAGAGAUGGGGAGCAAAACCUGGGCAGACCUGGCUGGGGAGAUGAAGAUGUUCCUGUGGAACCCGGAGGAGAGAACAUGCCUGGGGAGAACGGCCAAGAGCUGGGGCUUGAUCCUACUGUUUUACUUCAUUUUCUACACAUGCCUGGCGGGAAUGUUUGCCUUUUGCAUGUACGUGAUGCUGCUCACGCUGAGCCCCUACACGCCCACGUACCGGGACCGUGUGUCUCCGCCAGGAGUCAUGAUCAGACCGUACUUGAAUGGGUUCACUAUUGCCUUCAACGUCUCUCAGCCCAGCACGUGGCAACCCUACGUGGACAGCAUGCACCACUUCCUAGCAGCUUAUGACGACAAAGUUCAAGAGGAGAAAAAUAUCGAGUGUGUCUCAGGACAGUACUUCAUCCAAGGAGGCAAUGAAAGUGAGGAGAAGAAGGCCUGCCAGUUCAAGCGCUCACUGCUGCAGAACUGCUCUGGCAUUCAGGACCCAACGUUUGGCUACUCUAAAGGCCAGCCCUGCAUCCUGCUGAAGAUGAACCGGAUCAUAGGCUACCGCCCUGGUGCUGGGGUCCCCGUGAGCGUGGACUGCAAAGUGCAGAAAGGCAAUGAGAGCGAUCUCGGAUCAGUGGACUUCUACCCUGGAAACGGGACGUUUGAUCUCAUGUAUUAUCCCUACUACGGCAAGAUCACUCACGUCAACUAUACGUCCCCACUGGUGGCUAUGCACUUUACAGAUGUGAAGAAGAAUUAUUUGGUCCCUAUUCAGUGCAGUCUGAAUGGGAAAGGUAUCAUCAACAACGUUAACAGCGACCGCUUCCUGGGCCGAAUCAUCUUCACGCUCAGCAUCGGGAAGUAG